AUCCGGGAAGAUUCCUCUAUUUAUUUCCCCUUCUUCAAGUUCCACAGAUCACAGAGAAGACGAGAAAAUAAGAGAAGAGAAGAGAAAAACACUACGAGAUGUCCACCAUUUCCAUUGAGCCUCUCCUUCGAUAUUCCAGGAGGGAAACGCCUCUAUGCCGUUGCAGAACGAAGAUGCUCAUGCCUUUCUCUUUGAAUUUUUCUCCAAAGCUUCUCUUCAAUGGCGCCACCACCAGCUUCUGCAACUUCAAGCCUCAGCAUUUCCUCACUAUCCAAGCUAGCUCCACUGACUCCGCUCUUCUUGAAACUUUUAAAUCCACCGAUGUCUUCUUCAAGGAGAUAUUUCCUCUCACGCGAACUCAAACGGUUGAGGGAAAGAUUUUCAUAAGAUUAGAUAAGGGCGAGAAUCAACAGCGUUGGCAGCUUAGUGUAGGGUGUAGUCUUCCAGGGAAAUGGAUUCUUCACUGGGGAGUUUCAUAUGUGGACGAUGUUGGCAGCGAAUGGGAUCAACCUCCUAAGAAUAUGAGACCCCCAGGUUCUGUUCCUAUAAAGGACUAUGCAAUAGAGACACCAUUAAAGAAAUCAUCAGAGGAAGAAAUAUUUCAUGAAGUGAAGAUUAACUUCGAUCCCAAAAGUUCAAUUGCAGCCAUAAACUUUGUCUUGAAGGAUGAAGAAACUGGAGCUUGGUACCAACACAGGGGGAGAGAUUUUAAAGUACCUCUCGUGGACUAUCUUCUCAAUGAUAGCAAUGUAGUUGGAGCAAAGAGAGGUUUCAAUAUAUGGCCAGGGGCUUUCCUUCGUAAAAUGCUUCUCAAAGCAAAAGAAUUGCCUUCUAAAGAUCAAGAGAGUAGUAGUGGAUCCAAAGAUGUGAAACAAGAAAGUAGGCAGGUAGAAGGGUUCUAUGAAGAGCAACCUAUUACAAAACAAGUUGUAAUUCAAAACUUGAUCACUGUUUCAGUUACAAAAUGCCCUAAGACAGCUAAGAAUCUUCUCUACUUGGAAACUGAUAUAUCUGGAGAAGUUGUUCUUCACUGGGGAGUUUGCAGAAAUGAUGCUAAAAAUUGGGAAAUUCCAGCUGGUCCAUAUCCUUCAGAAACAACUGUAUUCAAGGACAAGGCUUUGCGGACGCUAUUGCAGCCGACAGAUGGUGGAAAUGGAUGCUCGGGGUUGUUUACUAUAGAUCAAGAAUUUGUUGGCUUUCUUUUUGUUCUCAAGUUAAAUGAGAAAACUUGGUUGAAAUGCAAGGAAAAUGAUUUCCAUAUACCCCUCUCAAGUUCAAGCAGCAUGCAUGCUCAACCUGGACAGGGACAAUAUGAAGGUCAACUAGUAUCUGAAAAGACUUUGGAGGAAAAUCAAGCAGUUCCUCGAACCCCUCAUUCUAAGGGGAUAAUUAAUGAAAUGAGGAACUUAGUAAGUGACAUUUCCUCUAGUCGGAAGACAAAAACAAAAGAAGCACAAGAAGGCAUUCUUCAUGAAAUUGAGAAAUUGGCUGCUGAAGCCUACAGUAUGUUCAGAAGCUCCAUCCCGACUUUAACUUUAACUGAGAAAGCUGUUUCAGAAUCUGAGCCACCAGAGACUCCUAAAAUUUGUUCGGGGACAGGCACAGGGUUUGAAAUAUUGUUCCAAGGCUUUAACUGGGAAUCUCAUAAAUCUGGAAGAUGGUAUAUGGAACUCAAAGAAAAAGUUCUGGAAAUAUCUUCCCUUGGAUUUACCGUCAUUUGGUUGCCCCCACCAACAGAAUCUGUGUCACCUGAAGGAUACAUGCCAAAGGAUUUAUAUAAUUUGAAUUCCAGAUAUGGAAGUAUUGAUGAGCUUAAGGAUCUUGUGAAGAGUCUCCAUGAAGUGGGUCUUAAAGUUCUUGGAGAUGCUGUCUUGAACCAUCGCUGUGCACACUUUCAGAAUCAAAAUGGUGUAUGGAAUAUAUUUGGAGGUCGUUUAAAUUGGGAUGAUCAAGCCGUUGUUGCAGAUGAUCCACAUUUUCAGGGCAGGGGCAACAAGAGCAGUGGAGAUAAUUUUCAUGCUGCUCCCAACAUUGAUCAUUCUCAAGAUUUUGUGAGGAAAGAUCUCAAAGAAUGGUUAUGCUGGCUAAGAGAUGAAAUUGGAUAUGAUGGAUGGAGGCUUGAUUUUGUCAAAGGAUUUUGGGGUGGUUAUGUCAAGGACUACAUGGAUACAACUGAACCUUAUUUUGCUGUUGGUGAGUACUGGGAUUCUCUCAGUUACACAUAUGGUGAAACGGAUCACAGUCAAGAUGCACAUCGGCAGAGAAUUAUUGACUGGAUCAAUGCUACCAAUGGAACUGCUGGUGCAUUUGAUGUCACCACAAAAGGGAUUCUUCAUGCAGCGUUGGGGAAGUGCGAGUAUUGGCGGUUAUCAGAUCACAAAGGAAAGCCUCCUGGAGUUAUGGGAUGGUGGCCAUCUCGUGCUGUUACCUUCAUAGAGAAUCAUGAUACUGGUUCUACUCAGGGUCAUUGGAGAUUUCCUAGUGGAAAGGAAAUGCAAGGGUAUGCUUACAUCUUGACUCAUCCAGGAACGCCAACUGUUUUCUAUGACCACAUCUUCUCUCAUUACCAUUUUGAAAUUGCAUCUCUAAUCGCUCUUAGAAACCGGAAGAAAAUCCACUGCCGGAGUACAGUUAAAAUUACCGAGGCAGAAAGGGAUGUAUAUGCAGCCAUAAUUGAUGAGAAAGUGGCAAUGAAAAUCGGGCCAGGUCAUUAUGAACCCCAAAGUGGGUCUCGAAGGUGGUCUUUGGCUAUUGAGGGAAACGAUUACAAGGUCUGGGAAGCAUCUUAAUGAAGCUGCAUUCAAAUAAUUUAAAAGCGUCCGACAGUAAAUUAAAUCAACCAUUCUCUAUUUAUCAAACGAGUAGCAAGACUUGGGAACGGGAUGACCUACUUGUUAUAAUUGUUUGCUUGUUGGGUUAUUCCAUUCUUGACCUGAAAUCUGGUUAUUAAAGAGCAACUUGACUGAGGAAAAGGCUGCAUUACUUGAUCUCCAGAACAGGCAUCAUUAUACAUUGUGGUAAAUAUGUUUUCAGUUGUAAUUCUGAUGCAUUUGUGAAAUAUUUCACAUUGUUGUAACUUUUCAAAUGGUUGAGGCUACCAUUAAUUGUACCUUUGCGCUGUUCUUGCAGAAUUUCUAUGAUAAAUCAUUGAUGGCAAAGAUGUUUGAUUGAUUA
Manihot esculenta (cassava) is the source of this 3174-nucleotide messenger RNA. RefSeq names its product alpha-amylase 3, chloroplastic. The coding region runs from base 99 to 2789 and encodes 896 amino acids. The record is from RefSeq and is a predicted model, not a curated record. The transcript is spliced from 13 exons. Gene Ontology annotation, biological process: carbohydrate metabolic process. Gene Ontology annotation, molecular function: alpha-amylase activity; calcium ion binding. NCBI's taxonomy places the organism in Eukaryota, Viridiplantae, Streptophyta, Magnoliopsida, Malpighiales, Euphorbiaceae.